Loxodonta africana (African savanna elephant) is the source of this 1263-nucleotide messenger RNA. RefSeq names its product olfactory receptor 5K1-like. The transcript is spliced from 2 exons. The coding region runs from base 99 to 1070 and encodes 323 amino acids. Gene Ontology annotation, biological process: G protein-coupled receptor signaling pathway. The record is from RefSeq and is a predicted model, not a curated record. Gene Ontology annotation, molecular function: G protein-coupled receptor activity; olfactory receptor activity; odorant binding. Lineage: Eukaryota; Metazoa; Chordata; Mammalia; Proboscidea; Elephantidae. Gene Ontology annotation, cellular component: membrane.
CUCCCUGUUGUUCAGGAGAAAUUCAAAGGGAAAAUUAGAUACAUUCUAAAUUAGAAUAUUUUGUCUCCAUAUUUUCUAUCUCAACAGAGAAAGUAGAAAUGUUUGAAAGCAAUCACACAGUGACAACUGAGUUUAUUCUCACGGGAUUUAUGGGUCACCCAGAUCUGAAGAUCCUUCUGUUUGUGGUAUUCUUUGCUAUCUAUCUGAUCACCAUGGUGGGGAACCUUGGUUUGGUGGCAUUGAUUUUCAUGGAGCGCCAUCUCCGCACACCCAUGUACAUCUUUCUGGGCAACCUGGCUCUGAUGGAUUCCUGCUGUUCCUGUGCCAUCACCCCCAAAAUGUUAGAGAACUUCUUUUCUGAGGACAGAAUGAUUUCCCUCUAUGAAUGCAUGGCACAAUUUUAUUUUCUCUGCCUUGCUGAAACUGCAGACCUUUGUCUCCUGGCAGCAAUGGCCUAUGAUCGCUAUGUGGCAAUAUGUCGUCCACUGCAGUACCACACCAUGAUGUCGAAGAAACUCUGCAUUCAGAUGACCAUAGGGUCCUACAUAGCUGGGAACCUGCAUUCCAUGAUUCAUGUAGUACUUCUAUUAAGGUUAACCUUUUGUGGAUCUCAUCAAAUCAAUCACUUUUUUUGUGAUAUUCUUCCAUUAUACAGACUGUCCUGUGUCAACCCUUAUAUCAACGAACUGAUGGUCCUUAUCUUUUCAGGGUUACUUCAAACCUUUACUAUUACCAUAGUCCUAAUUUCUUAUCUUUGCAUCCUUUUCACUAUUUUCAAAAUGAAAUCCAAAGAAGGAAGAGGCAAAGCUUUAUCUACUUGUGCAUCUCACUUUCUCUCUGUCUCAAUAUUUUAUGGUUCUCUUCUCUUCAUGUACAUUCGACCAAGUUCCUUUAAAGAAGGGGAUAAAGAUAUACCAGUUGCUAUUUUUUAUACUCUAAUAAUUCCUUUACUAAACCCUUUUAUCUAUAGUCUAAGAAAUAAGGCUAUAAUAAACAUUAUGAAAACAAUUAUGAAGAGAAAACCUCAUAACAUGUUCAAAUCCACCAGCUGCUCCCUGGAAACUCAAUGAGGUGGUUCUGCUCUGUCUUAUAGGGUGGCUAUGAGUUGGAAUGACUCAAUGGCAAUUUUUUUUUAAUGCAGAAAUUUACUUUUGAAUUAUAUGAUCUGUUUGAUUGAUCCAUCUAUUGAUUCUUGAUCUAAAAGUUAACGGUUUUAAAUAUUAGAGCUUCAUCGUAUAUUUUAAUAUUUAGUACACAAAGUAU